CCACCUUCCCCUUCCCCCCCUGCUACUGCCACAGACGGAGAGAAAGAGAGCCAUGCAGUCCUUCAGUGAGCGCAGUGGGGGCUACCACACAAACCCAGGCUGCUACCAGCCGGAGCCUCAGGAGCUAUCCCGUCUGGAGACCUACCGACAACACCCUCACCACCCCCAUCCCCAGCACCCACACCCAGGACCCGGUCCACACCCUGGCCCAGGCACCGGACAGCAACAACACACCCGCCCCGGCUACGAGGCUCACCCCCUGGCUACCCCCACGGGCAUGCCCUCCUCCGGAGCCCCAGGAAGUGGGGGAGCACAAAAGGACUGUUACAGCCAGCAGACCUACCCCGGCUAUCCAGGCAACAGUGCUGGAAAUGGAGGUGGAAAUGUUGGCUCAGUGCCCCCUCAGGCAAAGAAGCCCUACAGGGGAAGCAAAGUGCCUCCCCCGCCACCCAGCCAACACCUACAGGGCCCUUCCGGCUACAGCAACCACCUCGGCCCCGGGAGUUAUUCAGCCCAGUAUAUGGCCGAGGGCCAAAUCCAGCAGAAGUGGGAAGACCCAGGCCAGCUAACCCAGUAUGAGCAGGAGUUGGUGGGCCGUAUGGAGCCCGGCGUGCCCCCUACCCCUGGCUCCUCCCAGUACAUGGAGCAGAACAUGCUGGGCCACUCCCAAGGCCAGUGCCACCAGCCUUCCAACCCUGUCUACACAAGCCCCCACCACCAGACCCACCCCUCUAACCCAGCCCCUUCUUCACUCAUGUACCCACAGAGCCACCUGCACUACCCACAGCACUCCCCCUCUCCUUCCCCAUACAUGGAGAAGUGCAGCCCUAUGCCCCACUGUUACAAAGGCUACAACAUGCCUUCCAAUUCACAGUAUAGCAGACAAAUGAGUAGUCACCCAAGUCUGAAACAGGCAGGCUACAGACCAAGCCAAAACAGUUACGGCUACCAGCAGCCUCCCUCUAGAGUCUAUGAGUCCCAGCCACCGCUACAGGCUAUGCCAAGUACACAGGAGUCUCAUUCUAAAUACUACGGCCAACCCCAGCAAAACUACUGUCUGUCAGAGCUGUCUGUCAGAUCCCCUGAGCAGUAUUAUCAAACAUGCAGCCCCUCCUCUAGUCACUCUCCAGCACGCUCUGUAGGCCGUUCGCCAUCCUAUAGCUCCACCCCCUCCCCACUAAUGACCAAUCCAGAGUCUUUUCAGUACGGCCAACCUCCCAUGACCCCCGGGGCAGCUUCAUCCUCUUCGUCCUCCUCAGCAGCCAUGCAGGACCAAGGUAGCAGCGCCACCAUGCUAAUGCCCCCACGCUCACAUCCCUCCCCAAACGUGCCCCAAGUGGCAUCACAAAGUUACACCACCACCUCACAAGGCCCCACCAUGAAGGAACGAUUUUCAGAGAAGCUGCUCUCGAACCCCAGCCUGUGGAGCCUGAACGCCCUCACCUCUCAGGUUGAGAACAUCUCCAACAAUGUCCAACAGCUGCUGCUGUCAGAGGCCCUGGUGGCCAACAAGAAAGGCAGCAAGCGUAGCAGUGGUGGAAGUAACAGCAGUGUUGGCAGUGUAGGUUCAUCUAAGAAGGGGGAGGACUAUAAAAGCCUCACAUAUCCAGAUGGUGGUGGCGUUGGUGGGGUUGGUGGAGGCCCGAUGCAAGACUCAUACUCCACGCCUCAACAACAGCCACUACCCAUGGAGUUACAUGAAGGAGGCUACUCAAGUAGCAGUGAUGAGCAACUGGAAAGGGGCUACUACUACUGCAGCCAGGGCAGGAGUCCAGCACAGCCACCCAACAACACUCAACUCAGCCAUGACACAGGCUCCUCAUGUUCCAUGACAUCCCCAGAUGAUAUGUCCACCAGGUCUGGGGACUCUGGUCUCCAAAACCUUACCCCGGAUCCUAGGUAUCAAUCAGGGCAGGGAAGUGAUGGCAUAAGUACUCCAGCAAAGAGUGUAGGGGAUGAUAGGUCUCCUACCUGCAUGAGUAUCCAUAGUCCUUUGAAACAAGAGAGGGACUCCCCUCCAGAUAUACAACGAAUAAGUGAACAUGUUAAAGAAAACUUUGAAGAAUCGGCAUGGACAGAGAAGCAGGCUGAAGAAGAGGAAGUGACACUGCAACAGACUCCCGACCUAAAGGACAGUUCUGUUGAUGAGAAGCUAGACAAAUGGUCAGAGGAUGAGAAGGGUCCAGCCCUCUUCACUAAAAUCAACAAAGGCAUGACAGAGAAAAGCUUCUGCUAUGAUGAGACAGUGUACCAAGGAAUUCAGCAUAAAUAUGACCCUGAUUCAAGAGAUUUUGUUGAGCAAUCUCCGGCUGCUCUCUCUGACUCUGGUCAAAAAGGACAAAUAGAGCGAGAUAUGAAAUUGGACGCCUUCAAGUCUGAGUCCCCAACUGCAUCAGAGAGCUCGCUGAAAACAUCCCCAUUCAUUUCAAGGGGUGACCUUGAAAGGAAUCAAUACUACACAGAGAAGGAUGACAGUUCGGAAAGCAACUCGCUAUCUCCCAAUGGCGAGGCCUUGGAUGGAGUCAACGAAGAAAAGAAAGAGAGCAGAGAUGAGGACGUGGUUGAAGAUGAGGCCAAUGAGGGAGGACAGGAGGAACAACCACAGCUGCAGCAACAUCUUUCCCCUCCUGUUUCGGCAGAGGUUAGUGACGACAUGGAGGAGGGGAGGGUCAUGAGCCAGCCAUCGACUGAGGGAAACAUACAUUAUCGCGAGGGGCCAGAGGUACCUUAUGGCGAUGCCUGCAGCAGGUCAAAGCUCACUGAUACCCACACUGAUGCAGACCCUAUGGGGACAGCUACCCACCGAGAUUCAGCAUCAACAGCAGUAACAGCAACGGAUGUUUCGGAAAGAGAGACAGCUAUCGGUGACACUGUUCCUCAACCUCAGUCUGCAAUGCCUGUUUUCUCGGUUCUAAAUGACAAUGCACAAAGCAGGGAUCAUAUUGACCACAGCGAUUCCAGGGUUCUGGAGCCUGACUCCCCCCAGCUGCCUGGGAAGUCAAUCCUUCCACCAGCCCCCUCCUGGGCAGACACUCCACCUUCCCCGAAGAAAGGGGAUGAAGACAUGGAACCAGGCAUCAGCUGCCCCAGUGCUGUGACCCCCUCCGCCAAGGCCGAGCCCGUCACCCCAUCUGCCCAGCCACGGGCAUUCGGACGUAAACAUGCCAGGAGCAGAAGAGUCAUGCAGUCAGGGGUUGGAAUCAGACGCCAGCUGAGCUUGGAGAGAGAAGAGGAGAAGGAGGAUGAAGCAGCUCCCUUGCCGGAAAAAAAACUCUGCAUAGCCCCGAGCAAAACUGUUUUGUUCUCAGAUCAAAUGGACUUAGCGCACCAAGAAUCUAUUUUGAGCCAGACACCCAAAUCAUUAGCUGAAGGCUUCCGUUCUAGAAUGUGCACUCGCUCCUUUAAUGCACCAGAUAUUGCCACAAAAAUUGAGCCCAACGCAAAGAGAAAACCAGGGCCUAAACCAUGUUUAAAACCAGAGUCCAAACUAGGUCCAAAAUCAGGAGCAAAGACAGGAGCCAAAGCAGGAUCAAAGUCAGGUCCUAAACCUUCUGCAAAGCCUAGAACUAAACCAGGACCAAAGCCUGGUCCUAAACUUGCUCAAGAACCUGUAUUCAAACCUGAGCCAAUUCCACCCGAUCUGUCCCUUGAAGUAGAGUCACCAGUUAAAAAAAAAACAGGGCCCAAACCUGGGUCUAAAACUGGAUCCAAACCAGCACUAAAGCUUGGUACAAAACUGGGCCCUAAACCGCUACUGAAUUCAGCAGAGGCUUUACCCCCUAAUGAUGCUGUAACAAUUAAGGCUACAGUGGGUCGUCCUAAGGGCUCUGUAUCUAAGGCAAAGAUAAUACAAAAGGAAGAAGUGACACUGCCAUCUAAUGGCAAAAAUAAUCUUAAAGCGACCAUGCUUCCAACAAACCUGGAUAGAAAUGCAUCUAAACAAGACAAUGAUAACACAAAAGUUUUAGGGAAAGAUACUAAAAAUAUGGUUUUAAGAUCCAGAAAGCCUGCCAUAGAAAAACCUUUAAAGGAGAAAGUAACAGUUCUAGAGGAACACAUUGUUGCACAAGGUCAGACAGAAAUAAAAACCAGUGAUUCGCUUAACAUUGAAGAGCUCAACAGUAUUGAACAGAAUCUGGAAUCUUUCAUCCCCAUGGCAGAUGAAAACAACAAAAAUAUCUUAAUAUCUACACCUGGCCAGCUCACUCCACCUCACCACGAUACUGUGCCUGAUGAAAGAAUGCUAGCUUGUCUAAAAAGAAAAGCCUGCCCUGAACCCCCCUCAACGGCGAUCAAGAAAAAGAGAGGCCCAAAACCCAAACCAAAACCACCACAAUUUGAAUCCACCAUAUUGGAACUGGCUCCAAAUGAACCCAAGGUAAAGGUUGUCAGGGGGUCUAAAAGAAAGCGAGGGCCGCCGAAGAAAACCUUGAGUUUGAAUAUUCCCCAGACCAAAGAAAUAACUCCACCUUUAGUUGACAGUGACACCAUAAUUGACGUGCCCCCAGUGGUUCCCCAAUGCCGAACAAAGACAAAGGUCCUACCGCCACGCAAAGGUAGGGGCCAGAAAUAUGAGGCAAUGGUGCAGAAAAUUUCUUCUCCCAGCUCUAAGAAACACUAUCUAAUGGCACAUAUCGAAAGCACUCUUAUUGAGGAUCCAACAUCCAAGGUCUCGUCUCAACAUGGCUUGGGAGAGAGUGAGAUGUUGGCAAUAGACAGCACAGAGACGUCUCUGAUAGAUGUUAAUAAGAUGGUUGAAGGACCGUUGAAAACCAGUGAAGUGAGUCACAAGAAUUUCAGUGAAAAGGAGGUUGGAGUAGAUAAAGAAAUAACUCAGAAAGAGGAGAGGCAAGAGUUAAAACGGGAUGAGUCCACAUCUGAGGGUAUAAGACAAGAUGUGAGAAAUGUGUUGUUGAUACCGGAGGAAUUGAGACCGGAGGAAUUGAGACCGGAUAAUUCUGACCCAGAAGAGAAGUGUGGGGAGGAACAAAUAGAGAGUCAAGGGAUACUAGUUAACGAGGUGAGUGACAGGGUUUGGGGCUCAGCAGACACAGGGGCCCAGAGAGAGUGGCUGCAGGAGCCCUCAGCGGGGGUACCCGCGUUAGCCACCAAGCCUGCCAGAACCAAGAGGAAGAGAUGGGCUUUGGUGGAAAGCACAGACGCCUCUGUGAUAAACAUGGAAGCCGGGAGCCUAAUAGUCACUACGCAGCGCCUGGCGAAACAGAGAGCCAUUAAGAACAACCACGAGAUGCACCUGAAGCAGAAGAGGAAGCGCAGGAAAGGCCAGGCCUCGGCGGAGGACGGGGAGGAAGUGGAGGAGACAAGUGCUGAGGUUGUAGAUCCACCACCCCCACCACCACCCACAGAGGAGGAGAGAGAAAUAAAGGCAGUGCCAAAACCUACAGAGCCCUUUGUUCCGGUUCCAAUUGGCCCCGAUACGAUGAUCACACCCAGCGAGGUCACCACCACAGAGCCCCUCAAAAAGCCCAAGAGAGGAAGGAAACCCUGGGCAAACCCCAGCCACAAGAAACGAGGGAAGGCCCCACCAGAGCCUAUCUCCAGUAAGCCUGGGAAGGUCCACAAAAAGCCAGGGCCAAAGCCAGGCAUGAAAGACGCCAUGGAAGUAAUUGAAGCAGUGGUGAGGGCGGCCGAAUGUGAACAGACAGAAAAAGAGGAGAGAGAGAAACUAGAAAAAGAAAAGAGGGAAAAGGUAACGAGGGAAACUGAGGAGGAGGGAAAAACCCACCAAUGUAUCGCAGGUCCUGGACCUGUAGUAACAGUAUCCGAAAGACGAACAGAGAAUAUUUCAAUGAAAAGGAUCAGGCGUAAACCUGUACAAGAGGAAAUUAACCCCUGCUUCCAUCCACACGUGCGUAUCAACAACUCUAGAGAUUUUUCCUCUUGGUGUGCAAUCAUUAAUAGCCUCGAGGAAGCAACGCCUAUUAUACGAUUUAAGAAAAAGCGCCUGGCUAAAAUGAAGAAUCCCAUCACGGCGGCAAAAGUAGUUCCACACAGCAUGGCAAUGCUCCAAGGUCCAUUAGUGAACAGGACCCUCAUCGACAGGUGUCUUACAUGUUGCCUGUGCGGAAAUUCAUCAAAUUACAGAGACCUGGGGGAUCUAUGUGGCCCAUACUACACGGAGGACAGCAUGCCACGUAAAAUCCUCUCAAGCAGACGCAUAGGAGGGUUCAGGGGAGUCCCGGAGAAGACCGAGGACAGUAGCAACAACAACAAUAGCAACAACAACAACAACAACAACAACAACAACAACAGCAGCAUCGCUGAGGAACCGUCCAGCUCGUCUACAAGUGACCCAGACUGUGGCACUGAGAAGGAGGUUAGCGCGGAAGGGUCUACCGGAGGGGGUAUUAGCAGUAGCCGUAGUAGUAGCGCUGGACAACACCACUGGCGCCACAGACGUCCUGAGGGAACCUUAGAGAGAUCAGGACCAGAGGUCGGUCCACGGAGACUCACGCUCCGUGAGAGGUUCAGGAGGAUAAAGCAGCUGAAGGACAUGGAAAGGGGGCAGGCUACGGGAGCGACCAGCCACCAGGUGGCCGGCACCAGUGGUCUUAGUGGGGUUGGGUCAUUCCAGAGGCUACGUGAAGAGGCGGAGGCCAACGAGCACUGGGCCCAUGAGAACUGCACCAUUUGGACCAGAGGUGUCAUCAUGGUGGCCGGGCGUCUGUAUGGACUUACAGAGGCUGCGAGAGCUUCUACACAAACGAACUGUUACAAGUGCCAGAUCGUAGGGGCAUCCCUCAGCUGCUGCUGGGGAGGCUGCAGUCGCAGAUACCACUACAUCUGUGCCAAAGAGAUAGGCUGCACCUUCCACGAGGUCGACUUCUCAAUCACAUGUCCCAAACACGAGGAUCUGUAAACUCAAUCCAGUGAAACACCACCACCACCGACCUCCACCCAUCACACCUCCCUCACAUCAGCCAAGUGUGAGCUGUGCACCGAGGCAGAAAAUAUCAAACGAAACUAAAACACAAGACAUCCUGCCAAUGUGCCCCCCCACCCUCUAUAUACCUGACCAGCGAGCUCGACUAGUGUGAAAGACUGAAAGGUGUUUCAGCCAAUGAGGCUAGGGCCAGGGCCAACUGCUGGAUGGUGUAGGAGCUUGCAGAAGUAAAAACAACACGAGAGAAAGGAUCCUCUGAGCUGUGGAGAUUCUUUUUAUCUCUCUGUCCCUCUCCUUGCUAACUCGAAGGGGAAAAAUGUUAUUCCGGACCGCUGGAAGGCAUGAGGGGUGGCAGCUGCAACCGUCAACGGAAGGAAGAGAGAGAGAGAGAGAGAAGGAAGAGAGAGAGCAGCGACGCUACAGAGACGAAGGAUCCCGGCGCCAAGGGCCGAGUGGACGGAACUCCCAGCGAAGUGUGUGUGGUGUGCAUGGGUGUACGUGUGUGUGAGUUCAGCCUGCGGAUGAGGUCACUAUCGUAUUCAGACACCUGGUGGACACUGAUUGGAUAGCUGCAGCACCCCCUGCGACCACCUUGUCAGAGGGGGCAAGAGCCACGUGGGUGUGAGGGAGAAUCCAAGAAUUGUCAUUCUAUGGAUGCGUCGCUGCACACGUUUGUGAGUGCAUUGUGUUCACGAGGCUGACGAAAAGUGAGCUGCUCCAAUUUGGACGGCGGCCAACCACUGGAUGUAUCACAUCUUCAUACAUGUUGAAAAAGAAAAAAAUGAAAAAAAAGAUAUUAAAUACUAAUAAAAAAAGGAAAUUGUAUACAAUUACGUGCUUUACAGGUUCUAAAUAUUCUGAAAUCGAUGAGUAAGGAAGAAGGAGGGGGAGGAAAAAGGACAGUAUUUUAAUAUAAUGCUCUUAUGUUCGGAGAUGUAUUUUGAUGUGCAUUCAAUGACUAUACAGUCACUUCAUUUUCAUUGGUAUAUACCGGACAUUGUGUUAUUAUUCAGCAUAGUAUAUACAAAAAUAUGACAAUAUGGGAAAAAAAAAAAGAAUAUGAGUAUCAUUGUCCCAUUUCGCUGUGAAUGCGUGUGUACAGGUGUACCGUACAUAAAGGUGUACAGUAGAUACGUGCUAUCGCUACCUGAAUGUGAGCAGGGUCCAACCGGAAAUCAGGUCAUUUUGUCUCAUGUCAAACCCAUAGUUAAACAGUCAUUGUAAUGUAAUGACGUCAUCGAUUUCAACAUAUUGUGAUAGCAGAGAAAGAGUUUACACACACACACAGUCAAGCCAGAUUUUUUGCAUUAUGUCUUGUUUGUCAAAUGUAGCCAUGGUCAUUCACCAUGCUACAUUUCAUCGGUUCCCUAUGUCUAGGGUAACAGUGGAUAGUCAUCUCAACUGGAGACAUAUUUAAGUGUUAGCGCAUUGAGAGAAAAAAAAAUGUUCAACACCAAACUCUUUUACAAAGCUCAUUAUUUAAUGGUGUAUAUAAGUAUUUGAUUCGGUUUAAAUGUAAGAUGUGAUGUACUAAUAUAAUUGUGUAUAGUAUUUCCUAGAGAUGUUUAUUUUCUAUAAAAUGGAAUAUGUUAUUGCUUAUAAAAAUGUUAUUAAAAGAAUCCAUUAAAAAAAGGAGGACCUUUUUUGGGAAUGUCACUUAGGUUGGAGCAUGCUGUUUUUAUUGAUUUCCUAUACAUGUCUGUUGAUUUGGAAUCACGAGCAUCACUUUGUUGGAAAUGUUUUUUGUAACGCCAAUGUGAAAUAUACCAGCACCUUUCAAUGCUGCCAAGACC
Gadus morhua (Atlantic cod) is the source of this 8697-nucleotide messenger RNA. RefSeq names its product retinoic acid induced 1 (gene rai1). Gene Ontology annotation, cellular component: nucleus. The transcript has 4 exons. Bases 53 to 6880 code for a protein of 2275 amino acids. Lineage: Eukaryota; Metazoa; Chordata; Actinopteri; Gadiformes; Gadidae. The record is from RefSeq and is a predicted model, not a curated record. Gene Ontology annotation, biological process: regulation of transcription by RNA polymerase II; circadian regulation of gene expression.